This is a messenger RNA of Poecilia latipinna (sailfin molly), 2134 nucleotides long. Its product is annotated as iroquois-class homeodomain protein irx-1-A-like. The transcript is spliced from 5 exons. Gene Ontology annotation, cellular component: nucleus. Gene Ontology annotation, biological process: neuron differentiation; cell development; regulation of transcription by RNA polymerase II. Gene Ontology annotation, molecular function: DNA-binding transcription factor activity, RNA polymerase II-specific; RNA polymerase II cis-regulatory region sequence-specific DNA binding. The coding region runs from base 467 to 1795 and encodes 442 amino acids. Lineage: Eukaryota; Metazoa; Chordata; Actinopteri; Cyprinodontiformes; Poeciliidae. The record is from RefSeq and is a predicted model, not a curated record.
CACUAUCACACGUGCGCUCUGCUGAAAUUAAAUCACACACUUCAACACAUACUCGCCAACACACUCACACAUACGCGCGACCUGGGCUAACCAAUGCACUAAUCGCCUGCCCCGGGCAUAGGAGGAGCUUGGUGCUUAAGUAGGCUGCCAAUCAGUCAGUCAGCUCCACAUCCACAAAGCUCCCGCGGCCAGACGCUCGCAUCACUCCGCUCUCGAGGUGCCAAACUGCGGCUCUGACAUUAGCUACUCCGUGGCGGCGGAGAGGAGGAGACGCUUGGCAGUUUCUGAAAUAAAGGGGGUAUCUUUAGGUUUAGACAGCAACCCCCCACCCUCCCUCCUCCUCCCCUUUUUUUCUAUCUGAGGAUUCCUACUUUCUUUCUUUUCUUUUUUUUUUCUUGCUGUAUUCCUCUUUUGACUUUUGUGGAGCUCUGUACCGCACGGACUUUUUUCCCCCUCUCCCCCGGACAUGUCUUUCCCUCAGCUGGGGUUCCCCCAGUUCCUCAGUGCCUCACAUGAGGUGUACGGGAGCGAGCGGCCGGCCUCAGCCGCCCGGGACGGAGGCACGGAGGGCGCAGUGAGCUCCUCCGCUACGGCCGCGGCUGUCGGCUCUAUGCUGGGGAUGUACGGAAGCCCGUGGGCGGCUCCGAACUACAGUGCCUUUCUGCCGUACAGCGGAGCGGCGGACCUCGCCCUCAUAUCCCAGAUGGGCUCCCAGUACGAGCUGAAGGACGGCCCGGGCUCCCACCCAGCGGCCUCGCUGCCCGUCCACCCCGCUCAGGGCUUCUACCCAUACGGCCAGUACCCCUACGGGGACCCGUCCCGGGCCAAGACGGCCACCAGGGAGACCACCAGCACCCUGAAGGCCUGGCUGCAGGAGCACCAGAAGAACCCGUACCCCACCAAGGGGGAGAAGAUCAUGCUGGCCAUCAUCACCAGGAUGACCCUCACACAGGUCUCUACGUGGUUCGCGAACGCUCGCAGGCGCCUGAAAAAGGAGAACAAGGUGACCUGGGGCCGCAGCGCCGAGGACCGGGACGGCCGCAUCUUCAGCAGCGACAACGAGGACGAGCACGGCAAGACCGGCAGCGACGACGAGGAGGAAGAAGAGGAGAUCGAUUUGGAAACUGUCGACAUCGAGAGGCCGGAGGAGCAGCGAGCUGGGGAGCCCGGCUCCGGGAAGGGACAGGGGGAAGCGGGCCUCUCCGUCAGGGAGCAGGCCUCCACGGAGAGCGGGAGGACGCUGUCGGCGGAGGCCGGGGACAAGCUCGCUGCAGAGCGUUCGCCGAGCAUACCGGAGUGCCAGAGAGCGCCGCAGAGCAAACCGAAAAUCUGGUCUUUGGCGGAGACCGCCACGGCCCCCGACAGCGGCUCGCACAAAACUACUCCCCCCGCGGCCUUCGCGCAACAGGCGGCUUUGGCUUCCGCCGGCCACCCGGCCUUGCUGCCGGGUCACGGAAUAUACACUUGCCAGAUCGGCAAGCUGCACAACUGGGCCAACGCGGCUCUGAUUAACGCCAACUCUAUUCUGAAUAUGCGGUCGCUGCUGGGCGGCGCGCCGCCCGGACACCUGCCGCUGCACGGAGCGGUGCCGGCGCCCGCCGCCGCGGCGGCCAGUGCUGGGAUGUCGGACUCGGAGGAUGACAGCGACGUGGAGUCAUCGGGAAGCUUCAGCCCAAAAAGAGAUGAUGAGGACAGCGAGCGCAGACCCGAUUCCCUGAAGUCUCCCUUUCAGCUCAUCACUGACAGACCUCACCACGGAACGACGCCACAGCGAGUUCUGACGACGACGUUAUGAGAAGACGAAGCAAAAAACUUUCUAUGAGAAAAAGAGAGGGGGGGGAAAAAGCAGAAAAAGAAUAAUUUUAUUUAAUGGAGAACAGUUAAAUGAUGGCUAUUUUUCUGAAAGCUUGACCAGUUAUAGUAUUAGCGUCCACAUGCAAAAGAGAUGUCAGAGAUUUGCUUGUUUUUGUUUUGUUUUUUCUCCUUUUAUGUGUUUUUUCUAUUUGUUUCUUCUGCUCUUCUGUUGUGAAUGGAAAAAAAACCCUUGGAAAUUUGUAAAUACACAUUAUGAAUUUGUCUUUAAAGAGUAUAUUUUUUUGGGACCUAAAUAAAUGUCAGUAUAAGCGUUUAUUAU